Molecule: messenger RNA, 6717 nt
Organism: Corticium candelabrum
Lineage: Eukaryota; Metazoa; Porifera; Homoscleromorpha; Homosclerophorida; Plakinidae
Exons: 22
Coding region: 2666-6550 (1294 amino acids)
Molecular function (GO): protein binding
Source: RefSeq, a predicted model, not a curated record
CACACAACCCGUCGGCAUUUUUCUCUGAGAGAUUCGCGAACGCUCUAUUCGAUUCCUAUGCUUUACGCACAGGACGAGGCGGCAAGGUGCUGCCGACCGUGGAGAUGUCGUAGCUAUAGCGCAAGCUGAGAGGAAAGCCGCCGCUUUGGACCGAUGGAUGUCGAAUGAUGACGUCAGAAAGCUGGCAAGUUGUUUUAUGGUGUUGUGAAGAAAGGAACUCACUUAGGCUCAUAAACCUCGAGCAUCUAAAAGUUCUGCAGUCAAAACAUAUUUUAUUGCAACUUUGUUUGGUAGUCAUGUUACUCAUGUUUGUAUUGAAAAUUUGUUUCUAAUUCAGUCAAGUUUUUUUGUUAGUAUCUGUUGGUUGUUGGUCUAGUUGUAUUUGCCCACUAGCUCUAAUAUGUGGGAAUGGGAAGAGGAAAUCAUUACUAAACAUUCCAACUCUUGUUUAACAGUUCAACUUGUGCAGGUUCGUGUGGGUUGUCCAUCCUGACAUUUUGAUAUAAGUUAAUAUAUGUUGUGUAGCUUGUUGAUUCAUCCUGCAAUUUUUGAACGGUUCUUUGUGACUGACCAUCAGCCCAACAGUAAAGACCAACCUGGAGAUCUUAUUGUACAGGUAGACGGCGAAUCGUUUGUGGGACGGUUUUUGGAUGCUCUCAUGCAACUCUAUUGCCAACCGAUGUCAAGCGAUGUUUGGAUAUCUUCACUAUCAAGUUCAAAGAAGAAAGUCGCUAACGUCAUUGUUGUUUUACUUUGAUUUGAUACGUAGACGUGCACAACAAAAGCAACACGAGCUUACAUGCUCUUUCUACUGCAGAGACUGUCAAUGCUUAUUGGAGUAGAACGAGGAUUUCACUGAACGUGACCACUCCUCUUGUUGGACCUUGGACUUGAAUCAUGGAAGCCAGUUUAAACGAGGCUGCUAGUACAAUAUCGGUAGAGAAGAAAAAGAGAAAGAUGGCAACCAAAAUGGUCUCACACAAUGAGAGGAGACUGGCAAUACGUGAUGGUUUACAAACAGCUCGGAGCUGGUCAGUACAUGCUGCAUUGUCUAGGCUAUAGACGUGUACAAUAUUUCUAUAUCACCAAUUUAUUGAUGUUUGCUAAUAUAUAGAGGCAUGUGCAGAAAGAACAACAAGUAACAGGAAAGCAGUAGGAACGCUCCAUGCAGCUCCGGGGAAGGCAGCUCUAUGUGAAAGCAAACAUAGAAGAGUUGAGACACAAAAUGAAUCAGAAGGCUGGUACACUGAAGGUGUUCAGAACCAAAACGAUACGGAUACUGUUGUAAAUGAAAUGAAACAAAACAUUGUCUCUAUCAAACAAACAGUUGCAAAGAUCCUUCAGAGAUUGGAGGGAAUCGGUGAUAUCGGGCAGUCAUCACCCUGCAACAAUAUGGUAGUGAAAGUCGGCCAUCAAGUCACUGGAUUGGUUUCAAGGAUGACGAUGUUGCAGUCAAAGCAGUGAUGGAAAGUCAGAAUGAAGCAACAGUUGCAAAAUUUGGCUGCAUGGAUGUGGCAGACAAAAGUUGGCAGAGGAUCUUAUCAGAAAACAGUGACAUUUACUGGUAGCAAAAUUGGAUGCAGAUGAUGUUGCCAAUCAUUUAUACCAACGAGAGAUAAUAUCAUGUGGUGAGAUGGGAAAUAUUAAUAACACUGAUGAUCUUGGGAAAAACAGGACAACUUUACUGAAAUUGAUUAGGAAACGUCAGUGGGUUGAAGGAGUAUAAUUUGCAAAGAUACUUUCAGUUAGUGAAGUCAAUUGUGAAGUCGGGGUAGGAAAUGGUUGGAAGUCCAGAAUCUGUUGAUGACUCGUUACUACUGUCUGACCUGCACAGUGUGGUUCAGUCAACUGUCGGCAGUAACAACAAUUCAAACCGAUAGUGGACAUGAUUAGGGAGAUACUUGAUUGUUUGAUCGACAAGCACGAGUCUUAGCCUGGUUAUUGAUAUCAAUUAGUGUUGGAAAAUGUUAGGUUAACAAUGUAUUUGUUGUUACAGAAUAGGAAAUUUUAUAGAUUAGUGCAAACACUGUGGCUUGUUUGCAGUCACUGGUAACUGAUUUUUAUUGUUUUUAUAGGCAAGUCGAUCUCAUUUAUUUGUAUGUUUUAGAAAUUGUCGUGCAGAUUGGUUAUUAUGUGUGCAUGAGUUAGUCAUCAGAGUCAUGUCUUCUUAUGAUGAAAGAUAAGCAGACGAUAUUCACAUGGAGAGCAACUGCAUGUGGCAGUGCAGCAACAGCAACUGUAAAUAAAUGGACAGACAAACAUACGUACAGACGAGUAGACAGACAGACAGACAGUUUGACAAACAAACAGACAGACAGACAGACAGACGGGUUGUGGUUGGACAGACAGGCAAACAGACAUGUUUGUAAAAACAUAUUUACACGAUCAACAGAACGAAUGGACCUGGUAUGUCAUCGCAACAGAGACGUCAUAUCAUGGACAGUGACAAUCGACGAAAAUUGUGGGAACUUUGUGUGUCCUUUUCAGUAGUAGGCACCAGCAGCUACAAUUGUAAUAGUUAAACCUCACACGAUAAAUUAAAUAUAUUACGGUAUAAAAUGCAUCUAAAAAUAAAAUUAGUUGAUAUCAACAUUUUGCGUUAAGUCACGCGACAUAAUGUCCCAAUUUAGCACUCAUGCCAUUUGCGUCUGAGUUAACGGUCUAGAUGGGGAGUAGCCAAAGUUCAAGAGCGAUUGACCAUGCUUAUUUCGAUGCUGUUGUGCAAAAGGACGUAGAAAAGGCCUCCGAAGCAAUCGCGAAGGGCGCUGACGUCAAUGUUGUAGCAAGAUAUUAUGGAAGGGAUGGUACUGGAUUGAAUGGUAUUCCAUCUGCUCUUCAAGUAGCGUGUGGUGUGGGAUCAACCGAUAUGGUUGAUUUACUUAUAAGAAAAGAAGCCAAUGUGAAGUAUGAAGAGAAGGAGUUGGGAUUAACAGCUCUACACUAUGCAAGUGCUGGUGGUCAUGUGUCUAUUAUGAAGAGAUUGGUAGCUGCUGGUUGCAGCAAACAAGUAAAAAGCUAUUAUGGAUUGACAGCUCUACACGUUGCUGGUAAUGUUGAUGUUGUUGAUUAUCUGUUGAGUAUUGGUCUCAACAUUGAAGAUCGGAAUAUGUCUGGCUACACACCGUUUCUCAUUGGAUGUCGUGAUGGUCGUUUACCUGUAGUACAACGUCUCAUUGAAUCAAAGUGCAACAAAGCAGCAACAACUAAUUUUGGAGCGACAGCUCUACACGUUGCUGGUAAUGUUAAGGUUGUUGAUAAUUUAUUGAUCAUUGGUCUCAACAUUGAAGAUCGUACUGAGGAUGGCGACACACCAUUUCUCAUGGCAUGUCGUGAAUGUCGUUUACCUGUAGUACAACGUCUUAUUCAAUCAAAGUGCAACAAAGCAGCAACAACUAAUGAUGGAUCAACAGCAUUACAUCUGAUCUGUUCAGAGCGUUUUCUUAAGAAUGACCAUUUAUCAGUUGUCAAGCUGUUGACAUCGUUGAGAAUUGAUGUGUCAGCUAAGAACAAUGCUGACAAAACUGCAAUUCAAGUAGGAGAAGAAAGGCUGAAGUCAGUGUGGGGCAGUCACGAAGAAACUCGUUCUGCUAUCCUUUCCCAUCUGAAGAAAUUCGUCGAGGAAAGUGCUGUUGCAGCUGUAAAUCCAUCACCAGAUGUUGUAGAAAGUGCAAACAUUGAUAUUCAACUUCCCACUUCAACUCCCUCUGUUGUUGACCGUCUGGGUCCUGAAGGAAAAGCUCUUUUUGAUCAAGCUUGCAAAAAAGGCAAAGUGCCGGGCAACACUGUGUUAAUUGACAGCAUGGGGGAGGAAGAUGCAGGCAAAUCAUGUCUGGAAGCUUCAAUGACAGACAAACCAUUUGUUGAAGGUCAGGAGAGCACGGAGGGCGUGAAGGUGAAGAUGAUGAUCUCACAAGCAAUUGGACACGGCACGGAUUGGAAGGAAUUGAAAAGUGAAGAGGAGAGACUAGUGCAUCUCAGCAAGCUGUUUGCAAGAGAAUUUGUUGUUCAUGACAAGGAACAACAGUCCAGCACAGCAAAGCCAGACAAGCAAGAGCAAAGCCCACAAGCAAGUUCUACAGAAUCUGAUUUGAAGGCGAAUGUGAUUGUGCAAGCAAGCGGUGUGAAGUCAACGUAUGCCGAAGCAGAGAGUGAUCCAAUAGGAUACGAUGAUUUCAAACGUGCUAAAGAAAUGGAUGGAAAUGUAGAUGCGGCCAUUUAUCUCAUGGAGAAGAAUAAGGAGGAGAUGAGCAAAUGUGAAAAAAUGAUCAAUGUGACGAUGAUGGACAGAGGAGGUCAAGAUCAAUUCCUCUCCACACACGCUGCACUUAUGGCUGAUAACGAGUAUCAAUGUACAGCUUGUUUUGUGGUUAUCGAUGGUUCCAAGCCACUAGAUGAGAAGGUGACCACAUCCAAGUUUCGUCUUGCCGAUGGAACUUCUAUUGAGAAACCACGAGAUGUGGCUACCACAAGAGCCGACGUCAUACGCCACUGCUUUACUGCUCUCUCUGCUGCCUUUCCUGCUGGCAGAAGACGCAAUAUGUUUUUUGGCAAAGGGCGUGUCAAAAGGGCACCAGCAACGUUCAUGUUUGCUUCUAGAAAGGAUAAAGCAAAAAGUGAAAGUUUCAUGGCAAGACAGGAGCAAAUAGUCAAAGAAAUCAUCGCCGAAGAGAAUUUUGGUGAUCACAUUGUGCCCUUUAGUGAAAAGCCUUAUCAGGUGCUGUUCCAUGUUGACAACACAAAGUCAGGAACAGGCAAUCCCGAUCCAACGAUCGUCCUCGUCAAGAAAAUGAUUGUUGAAAUGGCUCGUGAAUACUGGGAUGAAGAAGAGAAGAUUCCAUUACCAUGGGCCAUGCUGGAUAAGGGUCUGAGUCUUCUGAGAAUGGCAAAGCACAAAGUUCUUGAUCUGCACGAUGUGUGCCAAUUAGCUGCCAGGGUGUGUGAUAUCUCAUCAGAUGAGGAAUGCAGACAAGCACUGCGAUAUCUUUGCAGCCAUGGAAGCAUUGGAUUCUAUCACAAUGUUGUGGGGCUCAAUAAGAAGGUGCUUCCCAACAUUCAGUGGGUUGCUGAUGUGUUGGCCAUCUUUGUCACAGUUCUGGAUCAAGAAAGACUUCUUCCCAAGUUGUGGAACGAUCUCAAAAAGCUUCAUCAAGAAGGGAUCAUGUCAUGGAAUCUUGCCAAGUAUCUGAUGGAUAAGGCAGGAGUAGAAGAAGCAAACUAUGAUGUGAUCCUUAUUCUUCUGCAGCUGUUUAAUAUCAUUUCAGGGGCAUACUUGGCCACUUGUUCAAUUGCUCCAGAUGUCAAAGUCCAAGACGGUCAGGACUUUUUUGUUCCCUCUAUGGUCAUCAAAGAAGUCAUCAAGACCCCUUUUGCCUACCGAUCAGCAUUCUGCUCUCCUACAUCUCCUCCAUCAUUGUUCUUUAUUCCCAGAGGUUUCAAUGCUUUUCUCAAGCCUCUAUUUUACCGUCUUGUGACCCGCAUGGUCAGCAAGUACACAAAAAGCCCACAGCUCAGUAGAAACCAGGUGAUACUUCAUCUUCACAAAGAUGUGGAUCUGGAGUUGGUCUACACUGUGAAGGCUGUCAUUGUUACCGUUUACUGUCCAUCAAAAUUGAGUCACAGGAAACUACCUGCAGAUGAAGUGCUGCGUCCACUGUGUGAUGGUGUGCGAGUGACUCUAAUAGAACAACUCACACAAGCGAAGGAACGAGGAAUGGUUGGCUUUCAGUUUGAGGUCUGUGUUCACAGUGCUGUUGAUGAAGCUCCACUUGACUAUGAUCCAAUCCGACUGGCUUCAUUGGAUGAAUAUCCAGAAGAUGAUAUUCUGCUGGACAAAGAGCAUCAAAGCAUUGAUCCUCCUGCUAACCUUGAUCUGUGGUUUGAUAAUACGUCUACUAGUCCUACUGUUGAAGUUGCCGCUGAGAGUGUUUAUGAUCCAGAAGUGAUUCUGUCUGCUGUAUUACAGCAGGGUCAUGAUCGUUGGCUCUCUGUUGGUUUGAAGUUGGGAUUUACAAUGCGCAAAGUCAAUGAGAAUACAAAGGAUUCCUCUCUUGGUGCUGACAAGUUGAAGGCUUUGUUUGAAGCAAAAGCACAAGAAGUAGGACGAGACGAAGCAGCCAAACAACUUUUAGCAGCAUGUCAUUGUAUUCCCCAACCAAUGAUUAUGGCUGUAAAGGCUCAACUGGCAGAUGUUGGAAAAGGAGAUGAUGAACAGCAGGACAUCAAAGAACCGCUAAAGAAAAGAAAAUUGAUCAAAAAGGAAGUAUCAGGAUACUCGCUUGAUUUCGAGACAGUGAGAGAUGCUGUUGUUAAACAUGGCUGUAACCAGUGGUACGAAAUUGGACUCAUUUUGGGACUAAAAGGCGAUAAUAUCAAAGGAGAAACUCAUGAAAUACCAUUUUUCCCCGGCAAGUUGAUGGCUGUCAUUGAGGCAAAAAGGAGGAUAGAUGGAAAAGUGAAGACAGCUGAGGACUUGUUGAGGGCAUGUCAUCGAAUACCCACACCAAUUGGCAAAGAAGUCGAAGAGGAAUUGAAGAAAGAGAGAAAAAGGUAGGCGAGUAGCAACAGGAGGCAAUGAUGGAAGUGAACACUACUGCAGUAGUAUUGUUGAUAUCACUAUGGUAUAUUGGACAUUUAUUUUUAUCAAAAGAAUAUUGUUGUCAAUAGACAAUGUUUCUAUUGCAUUUUUUUGAUGAAAUACAAUUGAUUGUUUGAAUGGUG